Molecule: messenger RNA, 1388 nt
Organism: Corticium candelabrum
Lineage: Eukaryota; Metazoa; Porifera; Homoscleromorpha; Homosclerophorida; Plakinidae
Exons: 10
Coding region: 53-1042 (329 amino acids)
Biological process (GO): D-serine biosynthetic process
Molecular function (GO): magnesium ion binding; threonine racemase activity; pyridoxal phosphate binding
Source: RefSeq, a predicted model, not a curated record
CACAAUGCGCCAAGCGUAUCACCGCUAAGCCUAUAGCACGUUACUGCAACCAAUGGCUUUGAAUCUGUCCGGCUAUGCAGUCGACUUCAAAGCCGUUCAGGAAGCUGUUACUCGCCUUUCGCCUUUUAUACACCGUACUCCUAUUGUGACGAGCGGAACUGCGGAUGAAAGAGUGGGAAGGAGGCUGUUCUUCAAAGCAGAGAAUCUUCAGCAAACUGGAGCCUUCAAGAUACGGGGAGCACUGAAUGCGGUUCUGCAGUUGAAGGAAUCAAAUCCUGCUGUCAAAGGAGUGGCCACUCACAGUGCUGGUAACCAUGGGCAAGCACUCGCUGCUGCUGCCAGAAACUGUCAGUUAUCAUGCACAGUUGUCAUUCCAAAUACUGCACCACAGGUUAAAGUCAAUGCUAUAAAAGGAUAUGGAGCAAAUGUUGUGUUCUGCGAGCCAACACCUCAGGAUAGGAAAGCAACCAGUGAACGUGUUUGUAAGGAGGCCGGUCUCACAUUUGUUUCUCCAUAUGAUGAUGUUCAUGUUAUUUCCGGGCAAGGAACAUUAGGAUUAGAACUUCUUGAGCAGGUUUCAGACAUGGAUGCAAUUGUGGUACCAGUUAGUGGAGGUGGUUUAGCUGCUGGUGUUUGCCUUGCAGUCAAGAGCGUCAAACCUCAAAUCAAAAUUUUUGCAGCUGAACCAGCAGGAAAGGACCUUGAAGUUUCAUUGAGAGCUGGUGAGCGAUUGUGGCCUGAGCCACCUCGUCAUCUAGAGACUAUAGCUGAUGGUUUAAGGACGCAGCAGCUUGGUCAGAUAACUUGGCCUAUCGCUAGAGAUUGCCUAGAAAAGACAGUACUUACUAUGUCGGAUGACGAAACAGUUGCUGCAAUGAAGUUUGUGUUUGAACGAAUGAAGCUGGUUGUUGAGCCGAGUGGCGCCGUUCCUGUAGCAGCUGUGAUGUCAGAUCGAUUUCGUCUGCUUGGCAGCGAUAUCAAAAAAGUUAGUGUCAUCAUGAGUGGAGGAAACGUGAACCUUGACAAACUUCCAUGGUGUUAAAGCACUUGACAUGCUAAAAACGCCUCAAAUUCUUUGGCCAGUCGUUUAGUAUUUUUGUAAUGUGCUCGUUUGCCUUAUUGAAAGUAAUUCAAUCAAACAAAUAUAUAGAUUUGUCAGAACCCAGUAGGUCAACUGGGUUCACCAAACUGACCUACUUUGAUGAUUUGUUGCAAUUCAAGCUGUUUCCAUGCAAUGAGAUGUAGGAUAUCAUACCCCAAAAAUAGCACAUCAUGCCUUCUGGAAUAUCAUUCUAUUGCUGUUAGUGGAGAUGUAAUCCUGGCGUGUUAUGUAUCAUGUUGAUGACCUUCCCUCAAAAUGUUUAGUAAAGGUACACUCAAUUGUCUAC